This is a messenger RNA of Tupaia belangeri chinensis (Chinese tree shrew), 1325 nucleotides long. RefSeq lists its product as uncharacterized. Lineage: Eukaryota; Metazoa; Chordata; Mammalia; Scandentia; Tupaiidae. The record is from RefSeq and is a predicted model, not a curated record. The transcript has 3 exons. The coding region runs from base 227 to 1042 and encodes 271 amino acids.
AGAGACAGACUAAGAGACAGACUCAGAGACAGAGACAGCGAGAUAGAAACUCAGAGACACAGCAAGAUGGAGAGAGCCGUCCUCCUCCCGCGGAUCCCGGUUCUUGAAGCACUGGAACCCCGAGGCUGACCCCGGGCGGGCGUCCCUGCUAGGGGCCGUGUGCAACAGGUCCCAGCCCGGCCGUUGACUGCGGGGUCUCAGGGCAGGUUCAGUGCGAGUUUCGCCAAUGACGCUGACCCCAGAAAAGCUGACAGUGUGUGGGAAACUGUGUCCAGUCCAGGCAAGGACGUACUUCGAAGCCCAAGAGCAGAUUUCAGGAAACACCUACCGUGGGAACCGGCAGAGACCUGGGAAGAGCUUGAGUUCUGAGCUGGGAAGACACAGGCCCGACAGGCCCUCCUCGCCAAGGAGACACUGGAAGUGGGUGGAGCAGCCAGCAUGUGUGAAAAGGCAGUGGCCUCAGGUCCAGGGGUCUGCAGCCCUCUGCCUGCCCCAGGGGAGGUGUCAGCGACUCCCACUAGAAAUGUGGAGCUCACCUAGGACCCGAAGCUGCCCCCCAACGCCCCCGGUGUGCACCAGGCCAGUGUCCAGCUCCCUGCUCUCAGGACCCAGGUCAGCCACCGUCUCAGCACGCGCAGGACGCUUCCUCUGGGCCAGAACUGCCUGCAGCCAAAGCCUCUCACAGCCUGCUGAGAUGACAACAGCUGAGCAAGAGUGGAAGCCUGGAGUGACCUUACUGUGCCUGCCAGGUAAGGAGACCCCCCACAUCACAGACACACAUCUCAGGAGCAGAGGUGAUACUGUGGUGGGCAGUCCUGAGAUAGGAGGACGUGUCACAGCGGUCACAGCAUACAGGGGAAUUACAGUCAGACCCACCUGGGGAAUGCCUGUCUUCCCCCCCCCAGCUCCUGCUGCCAGGCAGGUUCUCUUCUCUCCUGCCAUUGCAAAUACACACAAGAAAUUCUCCACCCGGACAGGGUGUCACAUCAACAUCCUGACUCCCACCAGGGCAAUGAGCUACUUGAGCAGCUCACCCAGAUAGGGUGCCCCCACCGGUUAUUCCACCCUGGUAGGUGUGACUGGACAGUUAAACUCCUCACCUGGGGGUGCAGUGUGCAGGAAGAAGCCCUUGAAGUCGAAGAACCCUGCACCCUGACAGACCUCCCCUGCUCAGUGUUUGUUACCAACCCUCCUCAUGGAAGCAAUGCCCAGCCCUGCCAGGGCUGUUGUCCUCUGGCGGCUGCACCGCACUCCUCUCAGGCACGGUGGUAUAUUUCUUUUCUAUUAAAAACCUUUCUUAUUAAAAGUUCGCUUUUCCUAUCUUA